UUCUAUACGUGCGUACUGAGAGCUAGGGCUUCUGACUGGGCCCGUGUUUUUUUGUGCAAAGAGAAGGGUCUGUUCAACAAGCUCUUUGAAGGAAAGAGGUGCAUCGCGGGUCCAACGUCAAUGCUCUACCAAGAAAAUAGCGAUGCGCAGCAUUUAUCUAGUUCACUCUCUCGCACGCAUUUGAUUUCUGCCGCAUCUGGAAUGUUUUCUGGCGCGACUGCCGCAUUCUUCACGGCGCCGCUCGACACUGCCAAGACCCGUCAAAUCUCUAUGAAAAGUCAGACAAGUAUUUUUUUUGUGUUUCGAGAAAUCGUCAGUAACAACGGGUUCCUUGGGCUCUACCGCGGACUGUCGGUGACUCUGCUCGGUCUACUUCCUACGUGGAGCAUAUAUUGGUCAACGUAUACGUCUCUGAAGCACAUCCAGAUGAGACACGGCAAGCAAGACGAUACCUCCUUCAGUCUCCAUCUGUUCUCGGCGUUGGGUGCCGGUGUGGUUACUGUCACCUUGACCAACCCUCUUUGGGUCAUCAAGACUCGUCUCCAGAUGCAAGAUGCCAGCAAUCGGUGUAAAAAAGAGCUGACGAUACACGAAGCUAUCUCCGCUAUGUUACGAGAAGGGAAGACCGGGUUGACAAGAGGACUCUUUCCCUCUCUGUUGGGCGUUGCCCAUGUCUGCAUUCAAUUUCCUCUCUAUGAGCGCGCGAAACUCACAUUCAGAAAACGGAAAAACAAAAAAAAUUCAGAACUCAAUUCUGUAGAAAUUAUAUGUUCUAGUGUGCUGUCAAAAAUAGUCGCCAGUAUUGUGGCCUAUCCGCACGAAGUACUCCGCAUAAGACAACAAAUGGAACAAAACUCGCGGUCCUCCAUAUCAGAGCUGGCCAAGCAAACGCUGAAAGAAGAAGGAGUCCUCGGGUUCUACCGAGGUUUGGCUACGAAUUUAGUCCGAGUGGUUCCUGCGUGCAGCAUUAUGUUUGUUUCAUUCGAAUACAUGUACAGGUUCUUAGAGAGGGUCGUUUGAAGGCACGCAACGCCGAAAAAAAGUCUCCAAAACGUCUGCCGAGAUCGGAGCGGAUGCGGCUGCAUCAAUUACCCGAAGCUUGCUCUGAAGUUGUCUUAACCGAUUUGCAAACUCGAGUUGGGUCGGGAAUAAAUGAUUCCAGCUCCAACUUUCUGCCUUCAGCACUUGAAUCUUGAGGAAAAAUAAUUCGCGACACUUGGCCUUGAAUUCUAUCUAUCGGCACGGGCCCGUAGGUAUUACUGUCAACUGAGCUGAAUUGAUUGUCCCCUUCGACCCACACGUGCCCGCGCGGAACGAUCACUACGGAAAGCGGGGCGCCAUCUCUGGAAUGCUCCGAUUUAAGAACCGCAUGACCAUUUUUCUGCUCAACCUGUCGAGGAGAACUAUGGCGUGGAACGACAACGUCGCCUUCUAUUCCCACGACCCGUUUUACCGCCGCAGAAUCACGUUGGCCGCCUGGCGGGUACAAACAAACCACGUCUCCGCGUUUGGGCUCGUAAUUCCAUUUCCAUAAAAAACAUAUGUCGCUUCUGGGAGAAGGACUGGGGUUCAACGUCGGCCUCAUGGACCCUCCCUCCACAAUGAGAAAUGUACACACUCGAUCGAGAAACCAUGCAAUCGAGAAAAAGCACCCACCACUCAGCGUAGCCCACCGAAGAAUGCGCUGACUACAAAGUCUCUGUGCCAUCUCUUGAAAGCAUUUUAUCAUUGAAGAACGAAAAAAAUUUCAUUAAACAAAAAAAAAAUAACUUGUAUCUCACUCUUCACAAAGGUUGUGAGCUCCCCUCGAAAAAAAAAAACACAUUCUGGGCUUGUGUGCACCUCUUUCUUUGCUGUCGCCAUGAAACCCUCCAAAACUCUAUUCGUGUUGGUCGUCGCGUGUAUAUUGUGCUUUGCGUCGGGAGGGCUGAGAGAAACGGGCUUGGGCAUCGAAUACGUUAAAUCGUUCGUGACGAACACCAACGACGGCCAUAAAGACGUGUGGGCGGUACUGGUGUCAUCUAGCAGUACCUGGUACGAUUAUAGACACACGUCGAAUACACUCGGGUUCUAUAGAGCGAUUAAGAGUUUUGGCAUAGACGACGGCCACAUCAUUUUAAUGCUGACGGACGUCAUGGCCUGCAGCCCAUCGAACAUGGUCCAAGGCUCUAUAGUCAUGAGCGAGCCCGGAAGGGAUGUCUAUGGGCCGGAAAUUGAAGUUGAUUAUCGCUACGAUUCGGUGACCGUUAGAAAUUUGGCGUCUGUGUUGCUCGGUCGUCAUGAACCGCAUACGUUGCGCCGUAAAAGAAUGAUGAGCGGUCCAAAAUCAAACGUGAUUCUUUAUAUGACCGGACACGGCGGAGAGGGGUUCCUGAGAUUCAAAACCGACGAACUGCUGGCUGGAGACUUUGGCCGAAUUGUCGAACAAAUGAGCAUACAAGGACGAUAUAUGCAUCUGCUAACUAUUUUAGACACUUGUCAAGCGCACACGCUCUACAAAGAAGUAAAUGCCAGCGGUUUUAUAGGAAUCUCGUCUUCUAUCAUCGGAGAAAACUCUUAUUCGCUGCACUUUUCAGUCAAUUUGAACACGGCACUGGUCGACCAAAUGACAUACUGCAUUCAAGAAUACAUCAAAGAACGCAGUGCGGAUGGGCUGGGAACACUCCUAGAUAUGUCCAACGUCAGGAAAUAUUGUAGAGUGUACCACAGCACGUCGGGGCUGACCACGAUAGACGUAGACGUCCCGUCAAUGGGCGUGGCAGACUUCUUCACCCAGGCCGUAAACAUGUAUCCCACGCUCAAACCGUAUCCUUAGUGGCCCCUCAAAGGACCGUCUGCACAUCAACAACAUUAAAACCAGCAAUCCCAAA
Messenger RNA from Schistocerca gregaria, 2870 nucleotides. Its product is annotated as mitochondrial substrate carrier family protein W-like. Lineage: Eukaryota; Metazoa; Arthropoda; Insecta; Orthoptera; Acrididae. The record is from RefSeq and is a predicted model, not a curated record. The coding region runs from base 121 to 1020 and encodes 299 amino acids. Gene Ontology annotation, biological process: NAD transmembrane transport. The transcript has 3 exons. Gene Ontology annotation, molecular function: NAD transmembrane transporter activity.